Daphnia magna is the source of this 2980-nucleotide messenger RNA. RefSeq names its product periodic tryptophan protein 2 homolog. Gene Ontology annotation, cellular component: small-subunit processome; Pwp2p-containing subcomplex of 90S preribosome. The transcript is spliced from 6 exons. The record is from RefSeq and is a predicted model, not a curated record. Gene Ontology annotation, biological process: maturation of SSU-rRNA from tricistronic rRNA transcript (SSU-rRNA, 5.8S rRNA, LSU-rRNA); ribosomal small subunit assembly. NCBI's taxonomy places the organism in Eukaryota, Metazoa, Arthropoda, Branchiopoda, Diplostraca, Daphniidae. Bases 73 to 2916 code for a protein of 947 amino acids. Gene Ontology annotation, molecular function: protein binding.
CACAGCUAUCUGAUCUAGCAGACGUGUGUGAAGUUUGACAACACGUGGUUUGAUCGUGAAAUAACACGAACCAUGCGUUUCUCUUAUAAUUUUUCCCAGUUAUUGGGAACAGUUUAUCGAAAAGGAAAUAUAAUAUUUUCACAAAAUGGUGACAGUGUUCUCGCGCCUGUGGGUAACAAGAUAUCAGUCUACGACUUGAAGAACAAUAAAUCAGAGACUCUGCCGAUUGAGAGUCGAUACAAUUAUACAGCCAUCGCAUUGUCACCCAACGGUGUAAUUUUGAUAGCCAUUAACGAAGACGGUGAGGCCGAUGUAAUCAGUCUUCUCAACAAGAUCAUCAUUCACAAAUUUCGCUUCAAUCGCCCAGUGUUGGCUGUAAAGUUCAGUCCAAAUGGCAGGUUUUUUGCACUCACAAAAGAAAGUGAUUUAUUGGUCUAUCAUUCUCCCGGAACAAAAAGAGAAUACAAUCCCUUUGUCUUGGAAAGGAAAUUUCACGGCUUUUUUGAUGAAACAACCUGCCUUGAUUGGUCCUCAGACUCCAGGUUCCUAAUAGUUGGAUCCAAAGAUAUGUCUGCACGGGUUUUUUCAAUAGAAAGAAUUUUGCAUUUCAAGAAAUUCCUUUUGGGUGGUCAUACUGAUGCUGUUGUUGGUUGUUUCUUUGAACGGGAUUCCAUGGAUGCUUACACAGUUGCUAAAAAUGGAUCAGUGUCAGUUUGGGAGUUCAGCCAUGACAUAGAUAGUCUAAAAAAAGUUGAAGAGCUUCCCAGGAAAAAGGCUCCUGAAACUGAAGGUGCUGAACAAAUGGAAGAAGAAGACCAUGAAGAAGAUGAUGAUCCUACCGAUCCUAAAAGCAAACCCAAGGAGGAUGAAAAAGAAGAAAAGGAAAAUUAUUUCUACAAGCGAUUGGCCAGGCAUUUUGUUUCAGAAACAUUCAAAGGAGAGAAAGGUGUUUCGAUAUAUAAUAUCAACGUGACCGCAGCCGCCUACAUGCCGUCCACCAAGUUGCUAGUCACCGGCUACAGCCAUGGCGCCUUUUUGUUGCAUGAAAUGCCCGAAUUCAAUCUGAUUCAUUCAUUGAAAAUCUCCAAGCAAUUGAUCAGCUCUGUGGCCAUAAAUCCGACAGGUGAUUGGAUUGCACUCGGUUGCGCUGAUUUGGGCCAGCUCUUGGUCUGGGAAUGGCAGAGUGAAACAUACAUUAUGAAACAGCAAGGCCAUUUUGACACAAUGAGUUCAGUUGCCUAUUCUCCUGAUGGAUCCUACGUAGCCACUGGUGGUCGAGAUUCAAAAGUCAAAGUGUGGGAUACCAAUACUGGUUUUUCGUUUGUGACGUUUACCGAACACACAUCGACGAUCACGGGCGUUGCGUUUACUCAGACGGGUCGAGCUCUGCUGUCAUCUUCGCUGGAUGGUACAGUCAGAGCGUUCGAUAUGGCUAGAUACAGAAAUUUCAGAACGUUUACGUCGCCCAAACCUGCACAGUUUUCCUGUCUAUCUAUUGACGUUAGUGGUGACUUGGUCGCAGCCGGUGCACAGGACACAUUUGACGUCUAUCUGUGGUCUCUUCAAACUGGCAAAUUGCUGGAAGUAUUGAGCGGUCAUGAAGGACCAGUGAGCAGUUUAUGUUUCAGUCCUAGUCCCUCAAGCAGUCUGCUGGUGAGUGUGUCAUGGGACAAAACUUUGAGAAUCUGGGAUGCUGUUUCUUCGGCCGCGUCACUUACGCGGGAGACCGUCAACUUGACUUCAGAUGGAUUAGCGGUCUGUUUCCGGCCUGACGGGAAACAAGUGGCCGUGGCAACUUUAGACGGACACAUAUCCAUAUUUGAUCCACAGCAGGCGACGCAAUUGUUGACGAUUGAAGGACGCAAUGAUUUAGGCAGUGGGAAAUCCGACACUGAUUUAGUUACUGCAAAGAAAAAUUUGCAGGGGAAAGCGUUCAAUACCCUUUGUUACACGGCCGAUGGCGAAUGCCUGCUAGCGGCUGGGCAAUCUAAAAACAUUUGCAUCUAUCAGGUACUAACAUUCUCGAGCAAAAGCCAGAAAUUGGUACUGGUUAUUAAUUUUGUUCUUUCAUUUCAGGUGAUGGAAAAGAUUUUGGUUAAGAAAUAUGAAAUCACGCAAAACCGGUCUCUGGAUGCGAUGGACGAUAUCAUCAACCGCAGAAAAAUGACCGAAUUUGGCAAUAUGGCUUUAAUUGAAGAGCGUGAAGAUAGCCGCAACGGCCCUGUGACGCUUCGACUCCCUGGUGUCCGGUCAGGAGACAUGGCCUCGCGAUCCUUCAAACCAGAAGUCCGUGUUUCACAGUUACAGUUUUCACCAAACGGACGGGCGUUUGCUGCCACGACCACAGAAGGACUACUUGUCUACUCUCUCGAUACCAACCUCGUCUUUGAGCCUUUUGAUUUAUCAGAAGACAUCACUCCAAAGACCAUCCGGAACGCCCUAAAAUCUAAGGACUACAGCCGAUCUUUUGUUAUGGCCCUGAAACUCAAUGAGUCUAAAUUAACGAGAGAGGUGUACGAAACGAUACCUCCCGAUUCGAUCGCCAUUGUUGUCCAAACGCUUCCGUCUUCUUAUGUCGAGCGCGUCCUAACGUUCAUUGUCAAUCAAAUGGACACCACACCUCAUAUCGAGUUCCACCUGAAGUGGAUGGUUGCCAUCUUCUACGAGCAUGGUACCGUUCUGCAGCAAAGGACACCUUCCACUGUGUCUGUCCUCCGCUCUAUCCAGAAGACAGUGGGCCGCAAAUUCGAGGAUCUUUCCAAGAUCUGCCAACACAAUCGUUACACCCUUCAGUACCUUUUAGCCCUAGGUGGUACCGCCCAAAAGCGAACAGUUGGUAGUAUAAUGAGUAUCGAAGAUGGGGAUGAAGAAGAUUCAGAUGAGGAUGAAGGAGUGGAUGAAGAAAUGGAGACGUAAAGGUCAACGAAUGCAUCGUGUUUAAAAAAGAAUUUCAAAAUAAAACGAAAAGAGUUACGUCACA